Molecule: messenger RNA, 1728 nt
Organism: Penicillium chermesinum
Lineage: Eukaryota; Fungi; Ascomycota; Eurotiomycetes; Eurotiales; Aspergillaceae
Product: gamma-glutamyltransferase family protein
Exons: 4
Coding region: 1-1728 (575 amino acids)
Source: RefSeq, a predicted model, not a curated record
AUGCCGCUUAAUUCUAGAGCCAUUUAUGCGAAAUCGGAGGCCCAGCUGGUGCCGUUUGCCAGUCGGCGCAGUACAGUUCAUAGCACUAAGGGAAUUGUCACUUGUUCGCAGCCUUUGGCUGCUGCGGCUGGGCAUAAGAUCCUGAGUCAAGGUGGUAAUGCCGCGGAUGCUGCUGUGGCUGUUGCUGCUGCACUUAACAUGACUGAGCCCGGGGCCACCGGAAUUGGAGGUGACAUGUUCUGCCUUUUCUAUAACGCCAAGACGAAGAAGGUAUCCUCACUCAAUGGAUCUGGCCGAUACCCGGGCAAGGCCACUUUGGAGCAGGUGAAGAAGGAUCUGAACCUAUCUCCUGAUGAACCACAAGAAAUUCCUCAACUAAAUGCUCUUGCGGCGACCGUUCCUGGAGCGGCUGGCGGUUGGGUUGAUACUGUCGAGAAAUUCGGGAGUGGGAAGCUCUCAUUGGAGCAGAUAUUGCAACCAGCAAUCGAGAUGGGUGAGGAAGGCUUUGUUGUAUCAGAAGUCUCGUCCGCGCAAGUCAAGCUCCCCCGUGUUGGCGAGGUCAUGAAGAACCCGACAUUGGCCAACACCUUCCGCACCUUGUCAAGGGAAGGUAAAAAGGGAUUUUACGAAGGUCGCAUUGCACAAGAGAUUGUUAAGGUCUUGAAGGACCUCGGGUCUUAUAUGGAGCUGGACGAUCUCACUUAUCACUGCGAAGUUGGUAGUCAAGAGACCGAAGCCAUCUCACUUAAGUUCACCGGCCAGGACAUUGUAACCAAACAAGCGGCUGGGACGGAUGGCGAGGAGAACCAAGGUGUCGAGGUUUGGGAACAUCCUCCCAACGGACAGGGCAUCGUUGCCCUGAUGGCAUUGGGGAUACUGGAAGAAUUAGAAAAGGCCGGAAAGAUCCCCAAGUUCACUCCGGCCCAGCACAACUCAACCGAAUAUCUGCACGCCAUUAUUGAGAGUUUGCGUAUCGCCUUCGCUGAUGCGGCAUGGUGGGUAACGGACCCAGAUGCAUCGCAAGUGUUGAGCCAGGACCUCCUUGAUCGAGAGUAUCUUGCCGAACGGGCCAAACUGUUCUCGCCCGACCGUGCAUCAGAACUUAUGGACCACGGUAGCCCAGCCCACACCCGCAGCGAUACAGUGUACUUCGCAGUGACAGACAACGAAGGCAACGGUAUCUCUUUUAUCAACAGCAACUUUUCGGACUUCGGAACGCAGAUCAUCCCAGCGGGCUGCGGCUUCACGUUGCAGAAUCGUGCGACCGGUUUCUCAUUGGAACCUGGCCAUCCCAAUGCUUUGGCUGGUCGGAAGAGACCCUACCACACGAUCAUUCCAGCUUUGAUCACCAAUGUCUCCGAUGGUUCCCUCCACUCGAUUUACGGAGUGAUGGGUGGCUAUAUGCAGCCGCAGGGACAUGUGCAAGUAUUGCUCAACAUGCUUGCAUUCGGAUACCAUCCCCAGGCCGCCCUAGACGCACCCCGUGUCUUGAUAGAAAAGCCUAUCUGUGAAAAGAGGAAUCGUAAGAUCAUCAUUGAAGAGGGUAUCAGCGAGGAGGUGGUUGAGGGGCUCCGUCGCCUUGGCCAUCAGGUCGAGGUGCAGGCGGGCUGGGAUCGGUCGGUCUUUGGACGCGGGCAGAUUAUCCGUGUGCACUAUGACGAGGGACAGCGUGUUUAUAGUGCGGGCAGUGACCCUAGGGGAGAUGGAAUGGCGUUCCCUUUGCUAUAG